This is a messenger RNA of Fomitopsis serialis, 1004 nucleotides long. RefSeq lists its product as uncharacterized. The transcript has a single exon. The record is from RefSeq and is a predicted model, not a curated record. NCBI's taxonomy places the organism in Eukaryota, Fungi, Basidiomycota, Agaricomycetes, Polyporales, Fomitopsidaceae. Bases 167 to 838 code for a protein of 223 amino acids.
AUAAUGGAUUGCGCGCGAAGUGUGGCCCUGCCAAGGCAAAGGCAAUUCCCAGCAGACCGGACACCAUCGCAUCUUGAGCAGCGAGGUGGAAGGUCGACGAAGGAAACAGCCUUAGGAGUCGGGCUGGAGAGCAUGAAGUGGUCGUGGUUGAGUGGCGCGGGUGUCCAUGGGCAUGGUAUGGGUCGGCGGCACUCCAUUCGAAGCGCCUCCGAGCCCGUCGAUUGUGCUCAGUGUCGCCGCACCGCAUGUCCUGCGGGCGGUACACAGCGCACUACGCCCCGUAUUCCCUCCCGGACAAAGGAGGGCAACGAGGAUAAAAACGCACGCCAGCCGCACGAAGCGGCAGACGAUGUUUACUGGUUUCACUAUGCGACCGCGAGUGGCACACCCACGGCACGCACGGGGGACAGGAGGAGUUGAUGUUCCGUCGUCGGCGAGCUCUUCCCCUGUCGAUUGUCGCGCUCGCCUAGGUGGGACCUUGUCCAGGAGGUUUAGGAGCAUCUCCUUGAAGUCUCCGCCGCGCAUGCCCCGUCCAAACUCCAGCUCCGACUUCGUGUCUAGGUCCAUCUCGCUGGGGGCCAGCGUCGCAUCUGAGCCAGCGUCGCUCAGCAUGCUGGCACUGUCAGAGACAGUGCCCUCGUGCUUCGCGACGCCGGCGUCGGCGUCGGCGGAAGCAAUCGUCAGAUCGCACAGGCGGUCGGUGAGUUCGUUGACCUCGCGUGCGAGAAAGCGUGCGUAUCGCCGGUUCUUCAGCGGCGGGGGUGAUGGGUGGGUAGUAGACCGAGCCGUCGACAGCCGCGGGACGAGGUUGGCGUGCGAGAGGAUCGGCUUUCGCUGAGUGCGCUGCGUCGUAUAGGGGUGAGGGGGUUCCGACGAGUGGUGUUGGUCACGGCCUUGAGGGGGAUUGAGAGCGGGAGGACUUCGAUGGGCUGAGAUAUGCGUAAUCUUAGAGGUGACGGUCGCGACGCGCGAAAGGGGGCGACGCGGUGGCGUUCUGGGCUCCU